AUGAAAAGCGAGAUAGAACGGAUGUCAGAACGACCCAGGGACGAGGCUGACGGGCCGGCAUGGUGGCCUCCUCCACACAUGGGGUACAGCUGGUGUUGCUCCAAGAGGAGGGGCAACUACGCAGUUAUUCCAUUCAGGACAAACGGACGUAGCCAGUGGAAGCCAGGAGUGGAGGACGGAGGACGGAGACCACGGAGGAAGGGAAAAUGGAGGGAGACGGAACGGACCGAGGAAAACGGAACACGGAGGAACGGAACGGAUGGAAAUGGAGGAGACAACGGAGGAACGGAGGAACGGAACGGAACGGAAAACGGAACUGCCGGAGCCGGAGGAGGAAGGAUGGAACGGAACGGAGGCCGGAAACCCGGAGCGGAGGAUGGAGAGGAGGACGGAGACCCGAGGAAUACCGGAAUGGAGGGAGGAAACGGACGGAUGGAAGGAGGGGACAGGAGGACCGGAGGAACGGAACAACGGACCCGGAGGAAGCCGACCAUAAAGAACACGGAAGGAGAUGGAGGAACGGAUGGAGGAGGAAGGAAAAACGAUGUGGACAGUGGACAAGGACCGGAGGAAGACCAACGGAGGUGGAGGACAGGAGGAAGGACGGAUGAAAGGCAUGAAGGAAGGGUGGAGGACGGACAGAGGAAGGAGGACCCGAGGACACGCACCGAAGGACACCCGAGGAGGGCAUGGAAUGGAGGAGGAAGGCAUGAUGGAGGACAGGGCAUGAAGGAAGGAGAGGCACACGGAACAGGACAGGCAUGGAAUGGACAGGACAGGUGGAAGGAAUGGUGGACAGGAGGAGGAGGGUGGAGGAUGGACAGGAGGAUGGAAGGAUGGACAGGUGGAGGCAUGAAGGAGGACAGGAGUGGAGGAAGGAGGACAGGUGAGAGGAAGGUGGAUGAAAGGAGGACAGGAGGGAGGAGGUCAAGGAAGGAGGUGGAGGACAGAUAG
Molecule: messenger RNA, 954 nt
Organism: Haliotis rubra (blacklip abalone)
Lineage: Eukaryota; Metazoa; Mollusca; Gastropoda; Lepetellida; Haliotidae
Product: glycine-rich cell wall structural protein 1.0-like
Exons: 2
Coding region: 1-954 (317 amino acids)
Source: RefSeq, a predicted model, not a curated record